Phytomonas sp. EM1 is the source of this 730-nucleotide messenger RNA. Lineage: Eukaryota; Euglenozoa; Kinetoplastea; Trypanosomatida; Trypanosomatidae. The record is from the annotation of a GenBank genome assembly.
AUCUCUCUCUUUCUUUUGGUUAGUAGGCAUAUCACGUAUAUUAGGAUGAGCCAGAGAAGUUUCUCUACCCAGAAGGGUCAUCACCUAAAACCAGAUCUGACGUCAAAGCAAAAGGAGGACAUCGCUGAGGCGUUUUGUAUGCUUGACAUGAACGGCACGAAGGCCAUGACGCCAAACGAUCUCAAGGUUGCACUACGGGCACUAGGUUAUGAACCGAAGAGGGAUGUAGUUCGUAACUUGAUUGCCAAAAUGGACCGCAGUGGCGUUUCUAACAGCAUCGUUUUGGCUGAAUUUGAGGAAAUCAUGCGCCAAGCCUUUUUCUUAGAAGAUAAUGACGAGGAGUUGGAACUGGCAUUUCCACUCUUUACGCAGGGAAAAUCCGAGUUUAUUACAUUAGAUGACCUAAAGCGAGUUGCAGCUGAAGUAGGUGAGAGCAUGCCAGAUGAGACGCUCAUGGAAAUCAUAGAGAAGGCCGAUGUGCUGGAUCACGAUCAUCGCAUAUCUCGGCAAGAAUUUAUGAAAAUGUUGUCAUCUGAGGAGAACAAACACUAAGGUCUUCAUGAGGCAUUACUUUGCAACCCAGGGGGAGAAUUAACAUGGAUUGGUAUGCUAUACUUUUAGGAGCUCUCUUACCAUCAGUACAACUCGAUAUCCCCGCCCCCCAUCCCCCUUCCCUUCCCUUCCUCUUCUCUUCUUUUGUAUAUCUGAUGGAUGUAAUAUUAUCAAAAAA